CCCCCAGCAUCCCUCUUGCUUGUUCUUCCAGUAUAAUACCCAGUUGGGGCCCCCUUAUCACAUCCUGGUGGACACUAACUUCAUCAACUUCUCCAUCAAGGCCAAGCUGGACCUGGUGCAAUCAAUGAUGGACUGUCUUUAUGCCAAGUGUAUUCCAUGUAUCACAGAUUGUGUGAUGGGUGAAAUUGAGAAGUUGGGACAGAAGUACCGCGUGGCAUUAAGAAUUGCCAAGGACCCUCGCUUUGAACGCUUGCCGUGUAUGCACAAAGGAACCUACGCCGACGACUGCUUGGUCCAGAGGGUCACUCAGCACAAAUGUUACAUCGUGGCCACAGUGGAUAAAGAGCUCAAGCGGAGAAUACGAAAAAUCCCAGGAGUGCCUAUAAUGUAUAUUUCCAGGCACAGAUACAAUAUUGAGAGAAUGCCAGAUGACUACGGAGCGCCACGAUUCUAACCUGUCCAGCCAAGCCAUCGAUGCCAGGACUGUGAGCCAGGAUAGGGGUCCUUCCGAUUCCAGCCCUUCUGCUUGCUUUUUUGAUGGGACUCUGUUCAUAGGACUGUGGGAAACAUUGGACUGACAUCAUGGCCUUGAUCUUUUAAGAAAAAGCUAUGUGAAGAGCCUGUUUUUAUUCAUCCUUGCUCUGACU
This is a messenger RNA of Mesitornis unicolor (brown roatelo), 647 nucleotides long. It is a transcript of the gene FCF1, whose product is annotated as FCF1 rRNA-processing protein. NCBI's taxonomy places the organism in Eukaryota, Metazoa, Chordata, Aves, Mesitornithiformes, Mesitornithidae. The annotation marks the transcript as partial. Gene Ontology annotation, cellular component: small-subunit processome; nucleolus. The transcript is spliced from 5 exons. The record is from RefSeq and is a predicted model, not a curated record.